AAUCCUUGUCAUCACUCGGAGCUGAUGGAAGCUUUAGAUAGAGUGUUCAGGAGAAGUUUAUGAAGGUUCUUGCUAAGAAAAAGAUCUGAAUAAGCGAUGGAUGGAUGGAUGGAUAGGAGGAUUGAGCUCGGUCAAAUCUGUGCACAAUGGUUUUAUAGCUUGCUGAAUUGCGAACAGCUAAAAUGGAUGACAUGACUUCCUGUGGGCCGUGGAUGCGGCGUGCAAGCUCAGAUCGGACGUCUGCAGAACGAAGAGGCAGCGUGAAGCCGAAUGCGCUCAGAUAGUGCACCUGUUCAGCCUUGUCCUUCUCCACCUUCAGUCAGAAUGGCGGCGGUACGGCUGCAGUUCCUCACCGCUUCCCUCAUGAUCGCCUUCGUCGGCAGCAGCAACAGCGGUCACGCUCUCGCGCACACCAUCCCCCGAGUCACGUUUCCUCUCGAGAGCCCUGGUCGUCCUUUUACACUCUUCACUCUUCCUGAUGUUUAUAACACCACCACACUCCUGCUGAGUGACGAUGAGGAGACGCUGUUCGUGGGAGCGAGAGACGCCAUUCUAUCCCUCAAGAUCAGCGAGGCAGGAAGCCUGCAGCUCAACAAGAAGAUCGACUGGUCGCCGACGGAGAACGAUCUGAUAGACUGCACCAUGAAGGGCACGGAUGAGACGGACUGUCCAAACUUUGUGCGAGUGCUGCAGGUCCUGAACUCCACGCACAUGUUCACGUGUGGAACGUUUGCCUUCAGUCCUCGCUGCAGCUACAUCAGGUCGGAGCAGUUCUCUCUGGCCGUGAGUCCCAGUGGGAAACCUGAGGAGGGCCGAGGGCGCUGCCCGUACAACCCCUACCACAAAAACACAGCCAUUACUGUGGGUGGAGAACUUUACACCGCCACGGUUGCAGACUACAGAGGGAAUCGUCCCGUCAUCUCUCGCCACCUGAGUGAAGGUGUCCAUGUGGAUAUGAAGCUGGAUGAUACCCCGGGCUGGCUCGAAGAUCCCACCUUCAUCAGCUCCACUUACAUCCCAAGCGAGGAGAAGGUUUAUUUCUUCUUCAGUGAGAUGGGGCGAGAGUACGACUUCAUCGACAAGUUCACCGUGUCUCGUGUUGCCCAGGUUUGCACGAGUGAUGUAGGGGGCCAGCGGACUCUGCAGCGACGAUGGACCACCUUCACUAAAGCUCAGCUCCUGUGUCAGGCCCAAGGAGAACUGCCCUAUAACAUCCUGCAGGACAUCACCACACUGCGGCCAACAGAGGGCGCCAGCGAGGACGACACGCUCUUCUAUGGCAUCUUCAGCUCCCAGUGGUCUCUGAACUCCGGUCGCUCGGCGGUGUGCGUGUUCAGUCUCCGAGACAUUAAAGCCGUGUUCGCUGGGAACUACAAAGCGCUGGACAGGAACACGCUGAAAUGGAGCUCGCGCAUGCAGGAGAAGAUCGCUAACCCUGGAGAGUGCGGUCUCCAUAACGCCUCGGAUAGCGCGCUCCGCUUCGUCAAGGAGAACUUCCUGGCAGAUAAGAACGUGUCUCCAGCCAAUGAAAGGCUGACGUUGGUGUCACCUGACCAGAGCUACAGCAACAUCGCGGCUCAGAGAGUGAAGGGAGCUCAUGGGAGAGAAUACACCGUCCUGUACCUGCUCACAGAAAGCGGUGACCUGCACAAAGCCGUGAUGUUGGAGGGCGGAGCUCACAUCGUCGAGGCGAUCCAGGUGUUGAAGCAGCCUCAGCAAGUCAAGAACCUCCUGCUCUCCGUCUCAAAGGGCGUGGUGUUGGUGGGCUCCUCCGACGGAGUCGCCUCAGUUCCUGUCUCGAACUGCUCACACUACUGGAGCUGCGCCGAGUGCGUGUUAGCCAGAGAUCCUUUCUGUGCCUGGGACUCAACCCAGCGAGUGUGUGCUCCCGUCUCUGCUAUCAAAGACCAGGCUGUUCAGGAUGUCGAUGAAGGAAACGUGUCGAAAGUGUGCAACACCUUCACUACGAUAGUUCCCAGAGGCCGGAAAGUGGUGACCAGUGCUCCCACCAGUCAGCUGGUUUUGGUGUUUCUACAAGAAGUAGUGCGUCUUCGCUGCCUGUCGUCGUCGCAGCUUGCGGAGCUGCACUGGAAGCGAGUCGGAGCUGAGAUCUUGCCAAGCAUCUACUUGCAGGAGGAUCGCGGCGACCUUAGCUUCCUGGCCACGCCCACAACGCUGGGCACCUACAUGUGUCAGGCCACCGAGAACGGCUUCACCCAGACGCUGGCUGUUUACGAGGUCCGAGAGAAGGUUGACUCCACCCUUCAGUCCUCCUCCUCCACUUCUCCCACCCACAGCCCCGAGACUGGAAGAGACGACGGAGCCACGACUCUAUCGAAGAUCGAGACGAUACCCGUCACUCAAGAGAAGAAACCCGCAACUCCGAAACCAACCGUGAGCACCGAAACCGACCCGAGCCCCACUCACGCUCCUGCUGAUGGCUCGACUGACCGGCAGAAGCUGGAGACCGGAGCGUGCUACCUGAAGGAGCUGGUGGCGGUGUCGGUGCUGUUAGUCAUGUGUGUUUGUGCGUUGCUAUUGGUGACAGCGUACGUUUGGAGGAAGAGCUAUCGCAGCCGGACGGCGCCGCAUUUACCCUCGACGGAGGGAGGUACAGAUCAGGAAAGGGAGGCACUGAGGGGCAGCUCAUCUCAACUGGAUAAAUACAACGAACAGAAAUCUCCGAACACCCCAAGCAACGGCGUGUCAAACGGCUCCAACGGCCACCUACCCAACAUUCCUAUCUGAACGCCAAGCGGGAUGCUUCUACCGCCUUGACCGAGCUGAUCAGUGCUUGUGGGCGUUUCCCACUCUCUAGCCUUUUACGCUUCCUGCUUCUGAGCCAGUACCGAGCUGCUCCUGUCAUGUCCAUUAACAGCGUAACAAUGCUUUCAGCUCAAGAGCGAAAUGUAUGUCAGACUCGAGGUGGAAUAAUCUGAAAAAAUGUAUAGACUUGUUGACUUCACCUGAAGAUCGCGAGUUCAAAUCCUGACGAUGCCACGGCCAUCCGUGGUUCAUAUUAAAGCUCUCGUUCUAAUAUGUUAACGUCGCUAUAGUAACAAUUUGCACAAAGCCUCGUAUGGCAGAUAAUCGCCAAAUAAUCUAAUCCUAUGGUAACAAACUUUUUUUUUUUUUUUUUCCCUCAAAAUGGUGUUAUUUUUAAUAACAAAAGCCUAUAAACGUUGUUCUGGUGAAGCUUUCUGUAAGGAGACGUUUAUUUAACUUGUACGAAAGAAAACGAGUCCGCGUCGGCGCUUUAAGAUAAAUCUGUCGUUUGAAGUUUUCCGCCAUGAGGAAACUCUUCAAGACGGACAAGUUUGUGUUUUUAUUGAUGAUGGAACGACUGUUUAUAGCUGCUAUAACAUAACCGAUAACAAACUUUUUUUUGCUGGCGUUCCACAACAUUAAAAGUAGCUAUAAACGGAUAAAAAUUGUCUUGAGCCUCAUCACAGUACGCACUAGCCGGUUAUUUUCCUAUAACGCCGCAUCCUGUGGUGUCGAUUUCUCGUUUUCUUAUCGUUUCAGGAUCGUUGCGUUUUUGAAAGAUUCGCUCCGAACAAACCGUUUAAAGUUUCUUGUCGGUUUUAACGGCUGGGUUUUUGGUGCAGCGGAGGUUGCGGUGGAGCUGCUCGGGAAGUUCCUGCUCCUUUCAGAGCCGUUAGAGGGAAAACGUGCACAAGCGAUACUGCACGAAAAACAAACGCGCGUUUUAAAAAAAAAAUUCUCACAAAAUGCCGCUAGAUUCAGGUUCGAUCCCAGUCGCACAGGAUGAGCAAACAGGCAAGAUAAACGCCAUUUUAAAAUAUUUAUUUUAAAAAGUUUUUUUUUUUUUUAAGUGGACUUGUUAAGAGGGUUCAGUAUUUCACCGCAAAGAUCUGAAAUCGACAUUUCCUUCGAAAGUGACCUGCUCUGUCUUUAAACGAUCUUGUAGCACAUUUCAGGAGAUUUGUUUCGUUGUCCGUGAAACUCGUCGUAUUUCAGCGAUCACGUUGCUGAUUAACGCAGAGCUCGUUUGUACUCGAGUUAACGUGGACUUUGUUAUCCUACGCUGUACGAGCACAGCGACGGUCGUUGCGUGAAAAGGAAGGUCAUGUGGUACGUACCGAAGACGAGGAGUCAAGGAGCCGCACUUUUUCCUGUGAAUAUUCUCUACUUUGUACAAACGUGGCACAUACGGUACAUGCGUCGUUCGAGUUGAAAACGAAAUCCGAUCUGUAGGUACUGCAGUUGUUUUUUUUUUUUUUUUUUUUUUUUUUUUAAACCAAGUCAAUGAUAAACCUGUAACUUGGACAAAGUGCUUUAUUAUUAUUAUUAUUAUUAUUAUUAUUUUAUGUAAAGAGACUGCAGGUUCCUGUGCUGGAUUUUGAUUUCUCAGUAUUGUUCUUUCCAUAAAUAUCUAUCUAAGGCUACGUUCACACUGCAGGCUGAAGUGACUCAAAUCCAAUCUUUUCGCCCAUAUGUGACCUGUAUCCGAUCUUUUAUUGACAAUAUGAACGACACAGAUCCGAUUUUUUCAAAUCCGACCCAGGCCGUUUGGAUAUGUGGUCCUAAUUCCGAUUCCUAUCCGCUCUUUUCAUAUGCGACUUCAGUCUGAACCGCCAGGUCGCAUUCAUCCGACUUGCACGUCAUCAACAAGCCACAAACGUCACUAUUCUGCGCUGAAGUAGGCGGCGGGUCUCUCAAAAAAAAAAGUUACAACAACAUGGUGCAUAAUCACGGGCGCAGAUAGAGGGGGGGACUCGUCCCACCCAGAUUUAAAUUCACCUCGUUCGGUCCCCCCCACUUAUAGGGAGGAAAAAACGUCUAUGCUGUCUUUCUUUGCAUAAGGCAAACCUCACGGAAAAAUCAAAAGACUAAUUACCAUUCGGUUUAUUGAGGUGCACAGCAGUACAUACAUAGUUGCAACAACUCACAUAAAACAAAACAAAGACUGAUAUUCGGUUGGUUGAGCUGCGCAGACUGCACAGGUUGCGAGCUCGAGCUUGGUUGCUAUGGUUACUAACAACAAGUUUGACAGGCAUAUCGGGGUUGGGGUUGGUUUGCUGGCAGCUUUGUCCCCCCCAGUUUUUUGUCCCCCCCAGUUCAAAAAACGUAUCUGCGCCCCUGCGCAUGACAUCAAUGCGAGGGACGCUUCGGGCUGUGAAGGUUCUGAAUCUUCUCAAUGGAAGGACGCAGAGGUUAGGGAGCUGAUUUCCAUUUGGGGGGAUGCAGCUAUUCAAGCUAGAUUGGAUGAGUCAUACCGCAACCGGGCGGUUUUACUUCCGUAAACACUGGCCAUGCUCACUGCGUGUGAUGUCGUCGUAUCCUGCAAGUGCGCAUGCGGAACACUUUUAGGUUGCUUUUCGUUCAUACUGAGGAUCACAUACAAGUCGCAUAUAUUUGUUAAUGUGAACGACCUCACAAAAAAAUCGGAUUUCACAAAAAAAUCGGAAUUGAGCAUUAAGCCUUGCAGUGUGAACGUAGCGUAACAGUCAUUUUAGCUCCCGUCUCUCGCUAUACAGUGAUGUAUCAUUAGUAUUGUGAUCAAAUCUCAGUACAUACAACACAACCAGCAGAUUUAAAUCUUUUUUUUUUUUUUAAUUUGCUUUUUUUUUUUUUCCUUUCUCGUCCAUGUUGACUAGCGAAUAAAUAUCAAGCUGCUGUUGGUACUUUAGGUGAAAGUAAAUCUCGUACGCUGCUCCUCAGUGGUGCGACUGUCGAAACGUCAGGAGGUCACGGAGAGGUGGUUCGUGGUGUAAAUAUGUGGACUUGAGUUAAUCUGCACCUUUUUUUAAAAAAUACUUGAGCUGGGAACAUGAACGUGUUUAUAAUAAGGGUACUGUUGAAUGUUUUGAUGGCUAAUUCACCUUGUUUAUGAUGGGAUCACAUUGUUUUACUGGUAAAAGUUGAGCAGUUCUUAUUGUUCAGUAUCUCGUGUGAUCACAGCGACAGACGUGUGUUUCAGCAUGAUGAUGAUGAUGAUUUUGUCCACUGUAAUGGACUUUAGAGGACAAACUGGCAUUUUGAACGAGACGGACUUUAUCUCCAGAGCACCAGCACUGCCCGAACACGCCGUCCCCCUGUGCAGCGUGGGAUGCGAUAUGACCCAUGGUGACGGUGUGUGAUUGUUGUUGUUUGUAUAUUUUAUAAUUGAUAAUCAGCACGUGCUUAGUUCUGUUAGUCGGCGUUUAUAACUGACGGGACCAAUCCGAACACAGACUGUGAUUUGCCAAACUUACUGUUCAUGUGAAACUGGAGGCAUUUGGACACUUUUUUUUUUUUUUUCUUUUCUUCUUCUUUCCCCCCUUCUGUUUCUCCUUCCAGCUGAAGGAGGGACGGGAAAAAUCCACUCACCACUGUUUAAAAGAUUUAAAAGACUGUUUACUGAUAUAUAUUUUUCUACAAAUGUUUCAUGUAAAAUAUAUUUUAAAUAAACAUGUCAAUUACAGCUGUCA
Neoarius graeffei (lesser salmon catfish) is the source of this 6434-nucleotide messenger RNA. It is a transcript of the gene sema4ab, whose product is annotated as sema domain, immunoglobulin domain (Ig), transmembrane domain (TM) and short cytoplasmic domain, (semaphorin) 4Ab. NCBI's taxonomy places the organism in Eukaryota, Metazoa, Chordata, Actinopteri, Siluriformes, Ariidae. Bases 271 to 2748 code for a protein of 825 amino acids. Gene Ontology annotation, molecular function: semaphorin receptor binding; chemorepellent activity. Gene Ontology annotation, biological process: axon guidance; positive regulation of cell migration; neural crest cell migration. The record is from RefSeq and is a predicted model, not a curated record. The transcript has 15 exons.